Messenger RNA from Microthlaspi erraticum, 929 nucleotides. NCBI's taxonomy places the organism in Eukaryota, Viridiplantae, Streptophyta, Magnoliopsida, Brassicales, Brassicaceae. The record is from the annotation of a GenBank genome assembly.
GAAUCGGAAGUAUAAGUGACAUUGUGGAGGCAGCGCAGAUGAUAUGUGAAAAGAGGCUGCGGCGGCUUAGUCCGUUUUUCAUCCCAAAAAUAUUGGUAAACAUGGCUUCUGGUCAUGUGAGCAUGAAGUAUGGAUUCCAGGGGCCAAACCAUGCUGCCGUGACAGCUUGCGCAACUGGUGCGCAUUCUAUAGGCGAUGCCACUAGGAUGAUUCAGUUUGGAGAUGCAGAUGUUAUGGUAGCAGGUGGAACUGAGUCCAGCAUUGAUGCUCUAUCUGUUGCUGGAUUCUCUAGAUCAAGGGCUUUGUCAACUAAGUUCAAUUCUUCACCGCAAGAAGCUUCACGGCCUUUUGAUUGUGACCGGGAUGGUUUUGUGAUAGGGGAAGGUUCAGGGGUUAUAGUAUUGGAGGAAUUUGAGCAUGCAAAAAGACGCGGAGCAAAAAUUUAUGCUGAGCUUUGUGGAUAUGGGAUGUCAGGCGAUGCACACCAUAUUACUCAACCUCCUGAAGAUGGAAAGGGAGCUGUUUUGGCUAUGACACGAGCCUUAAGACAGUCUGGUCUGUGUCCAAACCAAGUUGAUUAUGUAAACGCACAUGCUACAUCAACCCCAAUAGGCGAUGCCGUUGAAGCAAAGGCUAUUAAAACCGUUUUCUCCGAACAUGCUACUUCAGGCUCCUUGGCAUUCUCCUCCACCAAGGGAGCUACUGGUCAUCUUCUUGGAGCAGCUGGAGCUGUGGAAGCUAUUUUCAGCAUCCUUACUAUACAUCACGGUGUUGCUCCUCUGACACUGAAUAUCAAGAAUCCAGAUCCCAUCUUCGACCAGACUUUCAUGCCUUUAACCACUUCAACAGAAAUGCUCGUUAAGACCGCAAUGUCCAAUUCUUUUGGCUUUGGUGGAACAAAUGCAUCUUUGCUCUUUGCUUCUAUCUAA